This is a messenger RNA of Vicia faba (fava bean), 381 nucleotides long. The record is from the annotation of a GenBank genome assembly. Lineage: Eukaryota; Viridiplantae; Streptophyta; Magnoliopsida; Fabales; Fabaceae.
AUGUCGUCGUCUGUUCGUCGUUCGCUGUCCAACUGCUUUCGUCCACGUCGUCCGCCGUCCACGUCAUCAAAGUCGUCCAAAGAAUUUCUCAGAGCAAUUGCAUCAAUUGCUCAGAGCAAAGAAUUUUCUGCUCUAUGUCAAAAGAUUAUCCAUUUGAUACCGAAAAUACAACUUCAAAGGUGUUUAGCAGAAGUAUUGAAUGGUAUUCUUUUCAUCUUUAUUCACUUCUUUCUGGAACUGAAUGGUAUUCUUUCUGAUGAUGCUGACUUGGUUGAAGCUCUAAAAUUGUAUGAAGAUUCAGAAGACAUAUAUCAGUUGAUGGAAAGAAGUGGCAACUUUCCUGUUUGUGGGAAGGUGAUGUUAUUUGAUGAAACGACUUGA